Trichobilharzia regenti is the source of this 799-nucleotide messenger RNA. Lineage: Eukaryota; Metazoa; Platyhelminthes; Trematoda; Strigeidida; Schistosomatidae. The record is from the annotation of a GenBank genome assembly.
GACUUGAACUUCCGCACAUUUGUGUCGAAAACAGACAAACAGACAGACAGCCACGAUCAACCUCCCGAACAUCCAACACCACCCUGAAUGGGAUAUAGACACAGGUCCUCCAUCCCUAACUGAGGUUACUAAAGCUGUCACCAAUCUGAAACAAGGCAAAGCAGCAGGACCUGAUGGAAUGACUCCAGAGGUAUUCAAGUACGGUGGAGACAGCUUACUGUCCGGAUUAACUGAGGUACUAGGCAGCGUCUGGGAAUCAGAAGUCCCAUCGGGUUGGUGUAAGUCACUGAUUAUCCCCAUAUACAAGAAGGAAGACAAGUCUUCCUGUGAUAAUCACAGAGGGAUUAGCUUGACUAAUAUAGUAUCUAAAGUCUUAGGCUCAAUAAUCAUGCGUAGACUAAGUGGUCCUCAGGAGGCUCAAACACGAGAGAGCCAGGCAGGCUUUAGACCAGGAAGAGGGUGUAUUGAUCAUAUCUUCACCCUCCGACAGACUCUAGAACAUAGGAAUUCCUACCGGCGUCCAACAGUCAUUAUAUUUCUUGACCUAAAGGCGGCAUUGCACUGAUUAAGGCACUCUACUCGUACUCAUACAGCCAGGUGAGGGCUUACGGCGAGCUGUCAUCUGAACUGGUGACGACCAGUGGUGUCCGUCAAGGAUGCCCAUUAUCCACUUUUCUAUUCAACUUCAUCAUAGAUGUGUUAAUGGACUUAACCCUAAGUGACUUCGGCGACUCAGGGAUUGACUUGCUACCUGGGAAUAAUCUCGUUGAUUUGGAAUAUGCAGACGAUAUAGUCCUUC